UCGCUGUGUUCAGAGAUCUGUGUUGAGUUGUUGCUCCUGAAAGGCGCGUCUCUUUGGGAAUACGUGUGUUUUGACACAAGGAGUCGGUUUAUUAUAUCGUUUUUCGCUUACAACGGGAUGCUCUUCUCAUCUCUGGCGAGAGCAUCAGAGGGAUCCCACCUGGCUUUGUUAAGCCUACAUGCCUGUGAAAUGACCGUAUCUCCUGCUUGCCCUCCCGUGGAGUGAGCAGUUGUCCUUGACAGUGAAACUGAGAUAAAGAGACCUAUUCUCCUCCUAUGGAUUACAGACCUGUGGGUCUGAACACCCUGAUGUGGGACAAGAAAGAUAGCUGACUAGGCCACAGAAGCUUGAGAAUCCAAGUGUCUCUCUUGAGGGAUGCAGACUGAUGAUCUUUUUGCCAAAAAUCUUCAAGAUCUGAAUGGGAAUAUGGGACCUCCUAGCACAAACACACAAGGAACACCAGCAGUGCCCAAGAUGGGGGUCCGAGCCAGAGUGUCGGAUUGGCCGCAGAGGAAGGACGGCAACCACGGUCCACCACCGAAUUACGACAGCUUGAUGACAACCUUCCAGAAUGGAGUACCAAGUCAACUGGCAGAAGAUGUUGUCAAACAGAGCCCAGGUUCUCCUCCAAACCCCAGCUUUCUGGAGGCAAAAUAUGGGCUUGGUGAAAUUCUGAGCCAUUCACCUGGUAAAGCGCACCACCCUCUCCAGAAGAGAAGCAAUAGUGAUGUCACAAUCAGUGAUAUAGGAGCGGAGGACAUGAACCAGACGGCGGUCAACCCCAAUACUGGUGCAUCUCUGCACCGAGAGUAUGGAAGCACAUCGUCCAUUAACCGUCAGGGUUUGACCGAUGAAGGGUUCUUCUCCAAUCUUAAGGGAUUUCAGCCAGAACUCUCAGAGCAACCUAGCGCUCCACCACCACACGGCUUUCCGGAGUUCCGUAGAUACGAGACCACCCUCUCUCCCAGCCUUCAAACGGCAGCGCAGAUAGCACGGGGGGACAUUCUCUGCAUUCCGAACUAUGCAGACUAUGUGGACAGUUCGCUCUUCUACAGUCGGGAAAGGGAGAAGUCCUUCUUGCAGCGGCAGAAAUCCGAAAAGGGCGAGACGUCAAUUUUCCGCAGGCUGAAGACCAUGAAAAGUGAGCAACGGCCACUGACCGAACAUGACGAUUGUAGUAGACACGGCUGUCCGUUGAGCUUCCAGAGAUGUUUCGCCCACUAUGACGUCCAGAGUGUGCUCUUCAAUAUUAGCGAGGCUGUUACAAAUCGUGCCAACCUGGCACGACGGAAGAAUAUAACUACGGGAGCUUCUGCAGCAUCCCAGCACCAGGUUGGUGGUGGGAUGUUGGACAGUCCUGACACCUUAUAUGCUUGUGAGUCCCCUUUGGACAAUUGUGAGGAACUUGGACAAAAAUUUUGCACCGAUCCUGACGAGGGGGACGGAAAGAGCAGUGGAUUGGUGCUGAGCUGCCCAUAUUUCCGGAAUGAGAUUGGUGGUGAAGGUGAAAGGAAACUGUGUGCCACCAAACCAAAUAGUAUUCCCUACAACAAUGUUGGCGAAACGUACACCAUUGAAUCCACUCUGAGUUCUCACUGCACUAAUGCAGGGGUUUCUGUCUUGGAAUUGCCUCGUGAGAAUUACGCCUCUCGUGAAAACUACGCUGUUCCACGAGACUGCCUCAAACGCUACAUCAUUGAGCACAUUGACAUGGGUGCAUACUACUAUCACAAAUUCUUCUUCAAUAAAGAGCACCAGAACUAUUUUGGUGUUGAUGAGAACUUGGGUCCGGUGGCAGUUAGUAUCCGGAGAGAGAAGCUGGAGGAGGGGAAGGAGGGAACACAGUAUAAUUAUAGAGUCAUCUUCAGGACCAGCGAGCUUACCACCUUAAGAGGCUCAAUCCUGGAGGAUGCCGUCCCCUCCACGGCAAAGCAUGGGACAUCCCGUGGUCUCCCUCUUAAAGAGGUGUUGGAGUAUGUAGUUCCGGAGCUCAACAUUCAGUGCCUCAGGCUGGCCACCAGCUCGCCCAAAGUCCCAGAACAGCUGCUGAAACUGGAUCAGCAGGGGAUGAGUUACCAGCACAAAGUGGGCAUCCUGUACUGCCAGGUGGGUCAGAGCACAGAGGAGGAGAUGUACAACAAUGAGAGUGGUAGUCCCGCACUGGAUGAAUUUCUGGAUCUGCUGGGUCAGAGAGUUCGACUGAAGGGCUUCAGCAAAUUUAGGGCACAGCUGGACAACAAAACGGACUCCACUGGCACUCACUCGCUCUACACCACCUAUAAAGACUUUGAACUGAUGUUUCACGUCUCUACAAUGCUGCCCUAUAUGCCCAACAACAGACAGCAACUACUGAGGAAAAGGCACAUUGGGAACGACAUCGUCACCAUCAUUUUCCAGGAGCCAGGAGCUUCUCCAUUUACACCCCAAAACAUACGCUCUCAUUUUCAGCACGUCUUCAUCAUCGUCAAAGUCCACAACCCCUGCACGGACCAUGUGUGUUACAGUGUUGCAGUUGCCAGAUCCAAAGAUGUGCCUGCGUUUGGUCCACCCAUACCCAAGGGAGUGAUGUUCCCGAAGUCUGCUGUGUUCCGGGACUUCCUGUUGGCCAAGGUGAUCAAUGGCGAAAACGCAGCUCACAAGUCCGAGAAGUUCCGUGCCAUGGCCACACGUACCCGCCAGGAAUACCUCAAGGACCUGGCAGAAAACUUGACCAGUGCCACGCCUGUGGAUGCCACGGGGGCAAAGUUCAGCUUCAUUACUUUGGGCGCCAAGAGGAAGGAACGUAGCCGGCCACGGAUCAACGCUCAUCUGCACAGUACGGGCGCCAUCACGUGGUCGGUGGUCGCCCGGGACAGCAGCCAAUCUACUGAUAUCGGUUGUUUGCUGGCUGUCUCCCAAGAGUUUGUGGUGCUCAUUGAGGAGGCGUCCAAGGAAGUGGUUUUCAACUGUUACUGCAGGGACGUGAUUGGUUGGAGCUCUUCCUCAACGGCGGGAAGGGUGAAGCUGUUUUACGAGCGUGGUGACUGUGUGGUGUUCUCCGUGCAGGAUGGAUGUCCGGAGGAAGUGCGAGAGGUCACGCAGCGAUUAGAGUUGGUCACCAGGGGCUGUGAGACAUUAGAGAUGACCCUGCUCAGAAACGCCCUCGGCCAGCUGGGCUUCCAUGUCAACUUUGAAGGUGUGGUAGCCGACGUGGAGCCAUUUGGAUUUGCCUGGCAGGCUGGACUCCGGCCUGGCUGCCGUCUGGUAGAGAUCUGCAAAGUUGCUGUUGGAACACUGACUCACGAACAAAUGAUUGACCUGCUGCGGACCUCCACACCUGUCACAGUGGUGGUCAUACAGCCACACGAGGACGGCACCCCUAGGAGAGGUGCCUCAGAGCUGUACCGUGUUCCCAUCAUGGAGUACAAGGCGCUUGGUACUGGGCCUGGUUGGCAUCGGAUGACUCAUGUUCCCCAGGCGCUGCCGCUCUCUCGUGUUUCUCCCACUCAGGCUCCAGAUCGACCCUCUCCAGGACAGCAGAUGUUCCAGUACGCACAGGCAGCUAUCUCACGCAGCACCUCUUUUGACAAGAAGUACCAGGAUGGCUCGAGGGUAUUGCAGGAUUUUGAGAUGGUUCAGAGUCCACCUGGAAAUCCCGGCCAGCACUACUGCAGUUCUCCCAGUAACCAAUCAACCUCCAGUGACCCGGGUCCCUGCGGCACAUGGGCCCAGAAAGCCAGUUAUGACGGAUCGCAGUCACCUGCCCUUCACGACCAGCCAGAAGAGAAGGAGGGAGAGGGGCACAGAGACCGAGAUCACAAGCUGGAGAGAACGCGAUCUGCUGGAUCGCCUUGUGUUCCAGAGGCCAAGUGGCACAUCCCGUCCACCAAGAUCCUGAACAGAGGCUUACAGAGACAGGGGGCAAAAGACACACCUGGUAAAUUUCCCCAAAGCCGUGAGAAGAGCUGCCACAGUCAUUGCUCCAGCCACUCCAGUAACAACACCCUCUCUAGCAACGCUUCAAGCGGCAGCGACGAGAAGCACUUUGGAUCUGGAGACCCAAUGGAUCCGGAGUCACUGGGUCUCACCUACAUCAAGGGAGCAUCCACAGACAGUGGCAUAGAUACAGCACCCUGCAUGCCCCCUCUACCCCUGACCGGUGUGAGACCGUCACGGAUGGUCACGAGUGACGGGAGGGUUGAGGCGGGACUAUCCUGGGUUCUUGAGUACCACGAGGAGGGUGAGACGGAAGAGGGGAGGGCAAAGAUGUUCCUGUCUCAGGGGUACGCUCCUGCUACAGCCACCGGACUCACCACUGAUGGCAGCACUGGAGAUCUGAGCGAGAUCUCAUCCCUUUCCAGUGGUUCUCGACAUUCUGGAAGCCCAUCUGAACGCUGCUCAAAGAGCUCCGGCUCCAUGGACCCCUCCAAAAUCUACAUUAUCUCUCCUAAAGACACAACUUUUGAGGGAGGGCGGGAAAAGUGUCCACACAGCUGUCAAUCUCAAGGCGGCAAGUAUUCGACUGGCUGGAAGAAAGAGGACGAGCACUCACUGGAGGAGCAGCAGCAGGCCAGAGAUUUUAGACGGCUGUAUUUGACAGACUCGUCUCAGGUGGUUAAUGCUGGUGAGCAGCUCCAGACGCUCUCUAAGGAGGGUUUCCUCAGGAUGCUCCUCCCCGACAGUCCCCCGGGGCAGGCAGGUCGCGGCAAGAUACCGAUUGCCGGUCAGUCUCCGCGCCGUUCACUAUACCGUACUCUGUCCGAUGAGAGCCUGUGCAGCAGCCACCGGAGGGCGCUGUCUUUAGCCAGCUCUCGCAGCUCCAUGUUGGAUCAGGCCGUGCCCAACAACAUCCUGUUCAGCAGUACCCUGCCCUACCACAGCACCCUACCACCUCGCAUAAGUCUUAACCACGCCACUGGUCAGCUGAAAAAUGAGCUCUGGUUCUCUGACAGCUCGCUGGCAGACAAGGCCAAGCUGGUGGACACUGGUCUCAUGCCCCUGCCAGACCCCUCUUCUGGUCUCGACUGGUCACAUCUUGUGGACGCUGCACGAGCUUUUGAAGAUCAGACCACGGCCUCUCUGAGCUCUCUGACGGAAGAAGAGCAGAACAAACAGGUUUUGGAGCUCUCCAAGGAGCUGACCAGGAGAGUGGGAUGUGUGCAGGACUCAACCCUGGAGGCAGGGGAAGGUUCUCCUGCGCUUCUCACUGGGAAGGUUAACCAGCUCGAGCUCAUUCUCAGACAGCUCCAGUAUGACUUAAGGAAGGAGCAACAAGACAAAGCUAUGCUCCAGGAACAAGUUCAGCAUCUCCGACAAGACAACCUUCGACUGCAUGAAGAGAGCCAGACCGCGGCAGCUCAGCUGAGAAGAUUUACUGAAUUGUUUCUCAACACAAUGGACCAGAAACCUUGAGUCGAAGUAGUCCAUAACUUCCCCUCUCUUGCUCAGCGACGACAUAACCCAAGGAGAAUCAAAGAUGUUCGAGAGAAACAUUUUCAGCAUUUGAAUGUGAACGUGCGCCGAGCUAAUAUGCUAACACGCUAAAAGUUUUACGAUUAGUUGGCGGCGGAAUAAGAGUAUGUGAAUGAGAAAAGGGAGAGUUUGAAAAUUAAAUACGAUAGAAUCAAGAUGUGAUAUCUAAGGGCAGGAAGGGAACAUUUUUACCAGUCGAAGAGUACGAACACGUUGCGAUCGUGGAAGUUAAUGCAAUAGGCCGUGAUUUCCUUCUAAAAUCUUUAGCUCCUUGGGCUCAACAUCUUCAAGCUAGCAUUGAUCAUUUGUCGAAAGAUGCGACUUACCUUAAUGUCCAAAGCUCCCCGAGACUCUGUGUACUGUAGACCUGUUUUAAAAUAUGUUUUGUAAGUAACCCGUUGAUGCAUACAAAAAAUGUUGUAGCAAUAAUUUUGCUGAUUUAAUCACAGAAUUGUUCCAUAAGAUUAGCACUGAGUGUGAUUUGGUUGUAUUCGAAAACUUUUAUGUAAAAAAAAAAAAAAAAAAAGCAAAUCCUGUGUGUGCCUGAUGUUACUGGUGGUAAAUAGAUUGUCCUUUGGUUCUUUUUGUUUAUCCAUAUUACUCUUCCUCAUGAAAAACUCAUGCCCAUAAGUCUUAUCCGUUAGGCUGCUUACUGGCUUUGUUUUUGCGUAAACAAAAGAAAGAAAAACUCACAUGGUUGCACCAAAAUACGCAAACUAGCACCUGUAAACCACCUAAUAUAAAAGCCAAAUUCUGCUUGUUGAUGUAAAGUACCUCAGAAAAGUGUCUUGUACUUUAGCCCUCUUAUUUAAGCUUAUUUAACCUAAGAUUGUUAUUUUAACGAGUAAUUUCCUUUCCUGCACUAAAACGAGUAAUGGCUCCAUGUGGCAGUACUUCGUAUACUUGUGUACCAUGUCGGCAGUACCGUGCGUAGCUUGGCUGAGAAAUAACUGUAAACAUAUAAUCGGGAGGGACAAAUGUUUGGAUGCUGCUUUAGGACUGGAUGUUGUUUUUUUUUUAUGGCCUUUGAAAGAUGUUUUUAUUUCUUUGUAAAUCUGUUUCAUGGAGGUUAGGAUGGAAAGCUUACCUUUGUAAAAUAAAGUUUAGGAUGUCAAUAAAGUAAGCCUU
Myxocyprinus asiaticus (Chinese sucker) is the source of this 6579-nucleotide messenger RNA. RefSeq names its product signal-induced proliferation-associated 1-like protein 2. Lineage: Eukaryota; Metazoa; Chordata; Actinopteri; Cypriniformes; Catostomidae. Gene Ontology annotation, molecular function: protein binding; GTPase activator activity. The record is from RefSeq and is a predicted model, not a curated record. The coding region runs from base 376 to 5391 and encodes 1671 amino acids. Gene Ontology annotation, biological process: regulation of small GTPase mediated signal transduction; activation of GTPase activity. Gene Ontology annotation, cellular component: cytoplasm. The transcript is spliced from 22 exons.